Ylistrum balloti is the source of this 1485-nucleotide messenger RNA. RefSeq names its product muscarinic acetylcholine receptor M5-like. Gene Ontology annotation, biological process: chemical synaptic transmission; G protein-coupled receptor signaling pathway, coupled to cyclic nucleotide second messenger. Bases 199 to 1392 code for a protein of 397 amino acids. The transcript is spliced from 2 exons. Gene Ontology annotation, cellular component: membrane; dendrite. NCBI's taxonomy places the organism in Eukaryota, Metazoa, Mollusca, Bivalvia, Pectinida, Pectinidae. The record is from RefSeq and is a predicted model, not a curated record. Gene Ontology annotation, molecular function: neurotransmitter receptor activity; G protein-coupled serotonin receptor activity.
UCAUUGAAAUGGAUUAGGAUACAUAAAUCUGAUGGCAUUUACAACGAGACACCACACCUAAUUAAAUUUCGUCCCACAAGACACAGAUUAGGAUGGAACCAAUUCAUUUUAGUGGCGUUUAAACCACAUAUAAUGUGAAGACUUGUGUAUCCUAACUUUGGUGGUAGGAUUAUGUCAGCUGGAUACAACAACGGAUAGAUGUCAGCUAUUUUAUCAUUAAGUGAAUAUUUCUCUACGAUUUUUCAGUGGGCUCAUGCUGUCCGAACUGACGAGCAUCUUCAUUCUGUUAAAAAAAUUGGAGCAGUUGAUGUGAUCCUAAUGUCCGCAGAUCACGUGACUAGGUUUUCAAGACCAUGGCAACCACCACAACUUGGCGUUUAUGUGCAUACCACUGAGGAUACGUUACCGAAAACGACAUACAAUGAUUAUACGGACUUUACCGAACAGAAUACGGAAAUUGCCGACCAUCAUUUUUACUCGUUUUAUGUGAAGGUGAUCUUUAUCUUUAUUAUAAUGGUGUGUACUACUCUCGGGAACGUGCUUAAUAUUGUGGUGACCUUAAGAACAAAAUCAUUGAGGACUCCCUCGGGAAACUUCUUCAUUUCCUUAGCAACAGCUGAUUUAAUGGUGGGAAUCCUGGUUAUAUUUUCCUUUGUGUCUUCUCUACAGGAUCAUUGGGCCUUUUCUGAUUCGGUUUGCACCGGAGUGGGUUUUAUGUUUUUCUACGCGACCUCCCUGUCCAUGUGGAAUCUGCUCGUCCUCAACGUUGACCGCUGGGUGUCAGUCACACAACCAAUGAAAUACGUGACCUGGAUGACAAACCGGAUGUCCCACAGAAUAAUUGGUCUGGUUUGGCUCGGCGUCCUACUUAUUGACCUGCCCAUGUUGCUGCCGGAUGUGGGUGAUGUCUAUUAUAUAGAUGGUGCCUUUUUAUGCAGUCCUAAUUGGAAAGCGAACUUGUAUUAUACUUUCAUCCUGCUCUCGGUGCACCUGUUACCGUGCUUUAUACUCGUGUUUGCUUUUAAUAUAAGACUUUACUGCAUUUCAAUGAAACAUGUUAAGGACAUGAAACUUGUCCAGAUAAAUUUGCAUUCUGUUGUUAAACAUCCAUCUUUGAAACCUAAGUUGGUAAUAUCUGCUAUCGUAUUAGCGUUUGGAAUUUCCUGGAUGCCAUUUUUAGUUGUCGAGGUUAUUCGGCUUUUCUCGCCAAUAUCCAUUAGUGUAACAGUGUCAUUCAUAGUCUGUUGGAUCGCCGUUAGCAACAGUCUCAUGAAUUCUGUUAUAUAUACAUGUUUGAACAGGAAGUUCCGGUAUGGAAUCGUAGCAUUGUUCCGGUGUAGGGACAGUGGUACACCAAAGAUGACGGGAUACGCCGACAGUAAUGUCGUAUAGACAAAUUGGCAAAGGUUUUUAAAGUCACGUGACCAGAUAUUGCGGCAUUUAAAGAUGAUGAACGAACCUCGAAAAAAAUUUUCCUCGUGAACA